This is a messenger RNA of Daldinia caldariorum, 1384 nucleotides long. Its product is annotated as P-loop containing nucleoside triphosphate hydrolase protein. The record is from RefSeq and is a predicted model, not a curated record. NCBI's taxonomy places the organism in Eukaryota, Fungi, Ascomycota, Sordariomycetes, Xylariales, Hypoxylaceae. Bases 220 to 1074 code for a protein of 284 amino acids. The transcript is spliced from 2 exons.
UUAUCAGCUACAAAAACUUGGCAUCGAAUGAUGACACUGUAACCCAACGAAGUUAAAUCGUACAUACCUAACCUUACCUACCUCUUACCGCAGGUACAAAUUUCACAACAAUGGCAUGAUACCAUUUUUAAAUACCGGCGGCAGCAAAUCUUCUUUUCUUCUUCCACGUAUUUUACACCCCUUUUCCCUUUCGCUGCCAUCGCAAGCAUCGCAGCGAAGAUGGAGGCCCUCAAGCAGCUGCUCGAGUACCUCUUGACCCCCUCGACGGAGAUCUUCAUCGUCGGCGCACUCAUAGUCUUCAUCUUACCGGCAAUCGUACACUUCUACAUCGUCCAAACCACGCCCUAUACUUCUCUCCCGUCCAUUCUGCUCGCAGGGCCUCCCGCCGCCGGCAAGACCUCUCUCCUCACUCUCCUUGAGCGUGGCGAUGCCGCCGCCGCCACCCACACCUCCCAGGUCCCCCAAUCCGUCGAGCUCACCGUAUCCGACGACCACGGCGCCAGUACCUUCCGAGAGGCCGCGCGCAUCGAUGCCCCGGGGUCCCACCGCAAGUUUUUGCUCGUCGAUACCCCCGGGCACGGAAAGCUGCGGAACCAGCAUGCCAUGACCCACAUCGCUUCCAACACGCUGCGUGGCAUCGUGUACGUGGUUGACGCCGCCAGCCUGGACGACGGCUUGGCGGACGCCGCAUCUUUCCUGUACGAUGUGCUCCUGGCGCUCCAGAAACGCACCGGCGCCGGGAAAACCUCGAAGGCGCCUACCGCCAUCCACGUUCUCGUCGCUGCCAACAAGCUAGACCUAUUCACAGCCCUACCCGCCUCCCUUGUCAAGAGCAAUCUCGAGGCCGAGCUCGGCCGGAUAAGACGGUCUCGAAGCAAAGGGUUGCUAGAUUCGGGGGUUGGCGUGGACGACAUCGGAUCCGAGGAGCAGGACGAUUGGCUGGGCCAAUACGGCUCUGAGAAGUUUUCGUUCGGUCAGAUGAGGGAGUUCGAUAUCGAAGUCGACGUGAUCGGCGGAAGUGUCCUUGACGGCAAGGUAGACAAGUGGUGGGACUGGAUAUCAGAAAAAAUCUAAACCUUACCUUAAUAUGUAAUAAUUCUAGCCUCGGUGGGAGCAGCAAUAUUAUCGGUGCUUGGCGGUUUGCUUGGUCACGUCCUUAUUUCCGUGGUGUCUCAUCACAUAACGAUACCAUUGCGGAGGCUUAGCUUUAAUAUCUACUAGAGUGUUCGUAUAUGAGAAUACUCCUUGCUAGUUGAGACUCAGGGCUAUAAGCCGAAUUUGCAUCCCAUCACCCUCAGCUACACGUCCUGGUUUUACUAGGUAUUGGUUUUAAAUAACCUCCUAAUUAUAUCCUAGGUACCUACCUACCUAAGAGAAUAGCUUU